UGGUCUUCGUCUCAGCACCCUCCUCCUCCCCCGCCUCCCGCCCUCGGCUCCUCCGCCAUCUCCCAAGUUUCCGUCCCUCUGAUCUACAUCGUUAAGCAAGAUUUAUGUUGCAAUGCAGGUUUCUAAGACUUCAGUUAUGGCAAUCAAGGCCUAUCAAUAUAAAGCAGAAGUUCUGGUUAAGGAUUACUUACUAGCGGAUCCAUUUGUCCACUAUACAUCUGUGUUUGGUGGCAUUUUCAUGUGCAAAAUGGUAUAUGAUCUUACUCAGCUGAUCAGUUCCUAUUAUUUCAAAGGAUAUGCUUCCCUUACCAAGAUCCAAAGAAUUGAGUGGAACAACCGGGGUAUGUCUAGUGUUCAUGCCAUUUUCAUAGCAGCCAUGUCAUUGUACCUAGUGUUCUUUUCAGAUCUCUUCUCUGAUGAUCUUGCCAACGGACCUAUAACAUAUAGAAAUUCUCAGCUCUCUUCUUUUACCUUGGGGGUUUCUGUUGGGUAUUUCUUCACAGACCUUGUGAUGAUAUUUUGGCUGUAUCCUUGCCUUGGUGGGAUGGAAUAUGUUCUCCAUCAUGCAUUAUCAGCAUGUGCAAUAAUCUAUGCGAUGUUAUCUGGAGAAGGACAGAUAUACACAUACAUGGUCCUUAUUUCUGAGGCAACCACCCCAGGGGUCAAUUUACGAUGGUUUCUUGAUACUGCAGGAAUGAAAAGGUCCACAGCAUACCUUGUUAAUGGGGUCGUCGUGUUCUUCGCAUGGUUGGUUGCUAGAAUUCUUCUAUUCAUAUACCUGUUUUACCAUGUUCACACACACUAUGAUCAGAUCGAGCAAAUGCACACAGCAGGUUACUUGCUGGUGUUCAUAGUACCAGCAAGUUUGGGAGUAAUGAACUUGAUGUGGUUCAUGAAGAUUUUGAAAGGACUCCUAAAAACAUUAGCUAAAAGGCAGUGACAAUACCUUAAAAGUUCCUCCACAACCCACCAUUUCUGUAUCUUUGAUGUUUUUUUUUACUUUCUGUAUAGUCACCGGAAUGAAUUCUGAUAGAAUUUUUUUUUCUUAAUGUGAUUCUUCUGUUUAUGUACAUGAACACAAUGCAUAUGAGAUUGAAGUGUAAUCUUCCUACUGUUGUGAAUCAAAACACCAUUUCUUU
Molecule: messenger RNA, 1139 nt
Organism: Dioscorea cayenensis subsp. rotundata (Guinea yam)
Lineage: Eukaryota; Viridiplantae; Streptophyta; Magnoliopsida; Dioscoreales; Dioscoreaceae
Product: TLC domain-containing protein 4-B-like
Exons: 9
Coding region: 113-940 (275 amino acids)
Biological process (GO): lipid homeostasis
Cellular component (GO): membrane; endoplasmic reticulum
Source: RefSeq, a predicted model, not a curated record